AUGUCAUCUAGUGCACAGCUUGCCAAAGCUCAUUUGGCAGACCAUCAGCCACCAAUAGUUAUGCUAACAGCUAAGUCUUUCUUCGAGCAAUUAACGAAAGAGGAGUCGCUGUAUGCCCACUAUAUGUCGAAGGCAUCGCAUGCUGGGUCUCGAGUAGUAUUGAGACAAGUUUCUCAUGAGAGUGAAGCUAUUUUUGACUUGGUGUUAGGUAUUCACAUUAAAUUAAACGGGAAAUAUGAAGAUUCUCAAGAACUAAAUUACUAUUUGGAAUAUGUUUCUCAGUUCUUGAGUAACUUGGGCAAUUAUAAUUCUUUUGGUAAUUCCAAGUUCAUUCCACGUUGUUCCAAGGAAUACUUUUAUCAAUUGAUGAAAUGUGCGGGGAUUAGCAAAGAGUCGAAGGUUAACACGACAUCAUGCCCAAUUAAUACAUAUGAAGAGUUAGUCGAACAAGGGAUAUAUAGGAUCGAUUCUCGAUCUUCUUUUUUGGGGUUUCCAACUAGUGGUCAUGUUUCAGGAUAUUAUUUCGGUGAUGUAUCUGAAGAGGAUCUUGUUUUGUUAAAGAAGGAAGUCUUUGGGGCAAAAGAUGUUAUGCCUGAAAACACCAGAAUUAAAAAAUUGGACAAUGGUGACUUUGAAAUCUUAGUGGCAUCAGAAAGUACGUCGACAGCGGACAAGUAUCCUGAAGAAUCUUUAAAGCUAUCCAAUGGUGCUACUUUGACUUUUAAAUUUGGUGAUCAUUCUCGUGAGAUGAAGUUAGUUGCCGACUAUAUUUCAAAGGCCAAAGAGUAUGCUGCAAACGAUACCCAGCGUCUGAUGCUUUCUGAAUACGUAGACCAUUUUAGAACUGGUAACAUGAAGUCUCAUAAGAGAUCUCAAAUACAAUGGGUCAAGGAUUUAGCUCCCAUUAUUGAGACCAACACUGGUUUCAUCGAAACGUACAGAGAACCAUCGGGUAUUAUUGGUGAAUUUGAAUCGUUGGUGGCAAUUACAAAUAAGCAUCGAACGAGAAAGUUCGCUGCAUUGGUUCAAUCCGCAGGGAAGUUCAUUUCUUUAUUACCAUGGGGCCCUGAAUUCGAAAAGUCUAAACUUGAACCUCCCGACUUUACUUCUUUGGAAGUGCUCACGUUUGCUGCUAGCGGUAUUCCUGCAGGGAUCAAUAUUCCCAACUAUGAUGAUGUAAGACUCAAUAUUGGGUUUAAAAACGUUUCUUUGGGUAACAUUGUUAGUUCCACUUUAAGCUCAAAGGAGACCACUUUCUUACAUGCUCAGGAUGAUGUGCUGUUUAGAAAAUAUCAAGCUGAAUCCUUUGAAGUCCAAGUUGGUAUUCAUGAGCUAUUAGGGCAUGGAUCUGGUAAACUUUUAUGUGAGUUAGAAGAUGGAUCCUUUAAUUUUGAUAAAGAAAACCCCCCAAUAGGAUUGGACGGGAAGCCAGUAAGUACAUAUUAUCGCAAGGGUGAGACUUGGGGAUCCAAAUUUGGCGGUUUGGCCGGACCUUAUGAAGAAUGUCGUGCAGAGGUUAUUGCUAUGUAUUUGAUCACAAAUAGGGAGUUGUUAUCCAUAUUUGGAUUCAAAUCUAAAGAAGAACAGGACUCAAUCAUUUACAUUGGAUUCUUGCAAAUGGCUCGUGCUGGGUUGAUGGCCUUAGACUUUUGGGACGAAAGCACCCAAAAAUGGGGCCAACCACAUAUGCAAGCUCGUUUUGCAAUUAUGAAGACAUUCUUUAACCAUUCUCAAGACAAGAAUUUCCUGAAGUUCUCAUUCAGUAGACCAGAUUACGAUGAUUUGAAAAUUGAGUUAAAGCAGGAUCUCAUCGAGACUGUGGGACAUGAGUGUAUGAAAGAUUUCUUGAAACAUUUGCAUAUCUACAAGGCAUCCUGCGAUGUCGAAGCUGGAACUGCGUACUUCAAAGAUAGAAGUUCGGUCACACCAGAAUUGGCUCGCUUCAAGGCAGUUGUUAACAAGAAGAAACUACCAAGAAAGCAGUUUAUCCAAGCCAAUACCUCGGUAAACUCCGAGGGUAUCGUAACAUUGCACGAAUACGAAGCCACGCCGUUGGGUAUGUUGCAAUCUUUCACUGAAAGAGAAUACUAA
Messenger RNA from Eremothecium cymbalariae DBVPG#7215, 2091 nucleotides. RefSeq names its product dipeptidyl-peptidase III. The transcript has a single exon. Gene Ontology annotation, cellular component: cytoplasm. Gene Ontology annotation, molecular function: metalloexopeptidase activity; dipeptidyl-peptidase activity. Lineage: Eukaryota; Fungi; Ascomycota; Saccharomycetes; Saccharomycetales; Saccharomycetaceae. The record is from RefSeq and is a predicted model, not a curated record. Bases 1 to 2091 code for a protein of 696 amino acids. Gene Ontology annotation, biological process: proteolysis.